GCGGCAAAAAUGGCGCGUUUGGUGUUCUCCGAUAAAGAUCACGAUGCCUACGAUCCCAAGAAGUACAAAGUUGUGCACAAGAAUCACUGGCGACAGGUUAGCCUGCUGUUGCAGCCCUCGCAUAAGAAAUGGUGGGAGGAUCCCGAUGUCAUUGUUGCUUUCAAUUUGCCGCGCAUUAGCGCCCGACUGGAGCGCCUGAUGGGCACCAAUGUGGUCAAGCUGACGGAUCGCGCGUACAUGAAGGAGCUGCGGGAGCGCAUCGACGAGGAUUACCGCAAACAGUUGCUGUCCCGCAUCCGGGCCCGUGAGAUGAAAGAAGUGGAGCGGGAACGCAUGCUUAUUAUAGAGGGUAAAUCGGAUGUGAUACCAGACGAACUGGCCGACGAUCCCAUAUUCAUGGUCAACAAAGAUGCCAACUUGGAAAUACAGAAGGAGCGCUCCAAGUUGAAAACAAGUCGGGAGAAGAAUGCGGAGCGUCUGAAGCUGCAGGGCGUGAAAUGGGAGCGGGAGCGACUCCAGCACGCUGCCCAGGAAGCCGAGCUGCUGGCGAAGAAACGGGAGAGGCAGCGCGCCCAAAAGCUGCUGGUCGAACAGUACCGUACGGAGGAUGCCGAACGCGGCAUGGACCUGUUGCGCAUUGAGAACGAGGAUUGGCGCGACUGCGAGCAGAGCCUGAAGGAGUUCCUGGAGAUGGAGCGUGCCAAAAUGAAGGAGCGUUCGCUGCGCGUUCCCCAGCCCUUCUCCUCGGAUCCAUUGGACAUACAGAAUAUAGUGAAAGCCAGACAAAAGUUCCGCGAAACUGAGCUGCGCAUACGCAAUCAGCUGGAGGGUAAACUAAAGGACCCCAGCACCCCGAUUACGGCCAGGCAGUUGAAUGAAUUUAUGGAGGAUGCACACCGAGCCAGCAUUGAGAUGAUGCGCGAGACAUCGAUGGACUCGGUCCAUGAUGCGCUGCCGAGAAAAUUCCUGGACGAUGCCACCGAUGUCUCCGACGAAACGAUUGUCAGCGAGGCUGCCAUCAGCCUGACACUGGCCAAGCAGCAGUAUGCCGAGGAGCUGGAAACCGAAAUGGAGGAUGAGUUCAAUCGAGGACUGCUCAUCUCCAAGCAGCAGUACGAUCAGCUGCGCUUUGAGGAUGAGAAAAUUGUGGCGCUACGCAAUGCCAAGGACAUUCGUGAACUCUAUUUACUGGCUGAAGAGAUCAUCAUGGGCGACAUCAUUGAGGAGGUCGAAGAGGGCGAAGAGGAGGCUGGCGAGGAGCAAGAGGCCGAAAUACCCAGCUCCGAUCACGAGCAGGAGGCCAAGCCGGCCUAAAGUAUUAUUAUUUUCAUUUGUUUAUCAUCGUUGGAGCAGCGAGAAUCUGUCUGUGUUGUCUCCUGCUUUACUUUCCACAAACAACAAAAAGUUCUACAAAGUU
Messenger RNA from Drosophila guanche, 1417 nucleotides. Its product is annotated as intersectin-2. The record is from RefSeq and is a predicted model, not a curated record. NCBI's taxonomy places the organism in Eukaryota, Metazoa, Arthropoda, Insecta, Diptera, Drosophilidae. Bases 10 to 1314 code for a protein of 434 amino acids. The transcript has 8 exons.